Molecule: messenger RNA, 741 nt
Organism: Didymodactylos carnosus
Lineage: Eukaryota; Metazoa; Rotifera; Eurotatoria; Philodinida; Philodinidae
Source: the annotation of a GenBank genome assembly
AUGGACGAGGUAUUUCUGGUGUACCAGUUUAGUGCGUGGCCUGUUGGUGAAGAUAGAUCAGGAGAAGAACAGAAAGAUGACUGUCAACAAUAUCAGAGAUGGACAGCUCCAACUGCGGAGUUGAUCUUCUUUUUCGUGGCGUUGGAGUUGCAUUUUUAUGAGGUUAGAGUUUAUUUCGGUGUUAUUGUUGCUUUUGAUUAUUUGAUGGAAAAUGGUGACUCUGAAACAAAUGACGUUGCACGAAGUUAUGAAAAAGCAUUAACCGAUAUUGAUUUUGCUAUACUUCUUAUUAUUGUUAAUCGUGUAUUUUGUAUUACUAAACCAUAUGCUGAACAGUUUCAAAAGCCAACAUGUGAUCUUGUUAAAUGUUAUCAAAGUAUAGAACAAGUCUCAGUAUGUCUAGCUGAAUUAAUUUAUGGUGAUGAUCAAUUACAUGAACUUUAUAAUGAAUUUACUACAUUUAUUGAACAUAAUGAGAUUGAUCAUCGUUUAUCACGAGUAGCAUGUCGCCGUUAUCAAACAGUCAAAGAUUAUUUUGUAGACGUAUACAAACCACUCAUCAAUAUGACGAUUGAAGAACUUGGAAGAAGAUUUACCGAACAUCAAAGGAUUGCUAUGAAUAUGUCAAAUUUAAUCCCGUCAUAUAUUGUUAAUACUCGAUUUUCCGAUGUUUCAACAUUAUUCAACUAUUACAAAGAUGAUUUACAGACUGAUGAUUCUAGUAUUCACAAGGCUGAAUGA